Eurytemora carolleeae is the source of this 1727-nucleotide messenger RNA. RefSeq lists its product as uncharacterized. Bases 9 to 809 code for a protein of 266 amino acids. The record is from RefSeq and is a predicted model, not a curated record. NCBI's taxonomy places the organism in Eukaryota, Metazoa, Arthropoda, Copepoda, Calanoida, Temoridae. The transcript is spliced from 5 exons.
UUAAUGAAAUGGUUCUAGAGGACUUAAAUACAUUGGAUGUAUUAAAAGAAUGUGUUGAGACGCUAUCAAUCCAAACAGAACAUGAUAAACAAAAUGAACGGGAGGAACAAAAAAUCGCUAACACUGGUUCUGAACAAGUAGAUCCAACAGUAUCAUUUCAGACAAUGAAGAGUUUAGAGCUGUCUAAGGACAUUGAAAAGCCAGGAGAGAGAGAAGCUACUGAAGCAAAAUAUGAAGAUCAUGAAGAACUAAUAGAUCUGGAAGCAGACGAAUAUUCUAAACAAUCUGUUAAAUCAGAAGCAAGAAAAAAUCUUGAAAAAUCAGAAAAUCCGUAUAAAAGAAUUUAUCUCGGAGCUCCAGUAAACCCAGACCCAGGUGCUGAACAUCCUUUAGAUAUACACGACCUAGAGGCACAAGCAGUGGCUGAAACAUCAGCUGAAAAAAAGAAACAAUUAGAUCUGGAAAUCCAAGUUGAACCUACAGAUCAUGUAAACAGUAGUGUAAUCAUUAAACCAAGACUCCUUGAAUCUACAGUAAAUCAUGUAGCACCUGAAGUAAAACAUGAAAAAAACAAUUUACCUCCGGAAGCUGAGGAAAAACAUGUGUCAUUUUCUAAGAUCAAAAAUGGGAGACCAGCGGAGAAAAAAAGAUUUGCACAUGAAAGUGAAUACUUAUCGAGCAGUGAACAAGCAAUCCUCAAGUCAAGUGUUCCACCCCAGAAUCAAGUAGAAAUAGUAGCAGGACCUUGCACCUGUGUUCCAUUGUUCCAACUUUUUCGGAGUAGACUUUUCUGUUCUAAUUCAAAUUAGUUUCUGAGAUCUUACGCAUACAGGGUUACCCACAAAGGAUGAGACUUAAGAGAAGAUUUAUACGAUCUGUUUCCUUAUAUUCACGAUUACCUUCAAAUGUAAACUUGUUUCUUUUUUUGCCAAAUCAUUAUAAAAGCAAUUACUUUACUUGAUUUAACCUAAUUUAUCGUCACAUUUUCGGUCGUCUUUACAAUCUCAUCCUUUGAGGGCAACCCUGUAGCGGACUCAAGAUAAUUAGAUAAAUAAUUGCUACAUAGUUUGAGAAUGAUCAGUUUCUGAUUUUUUUGUAAAUUGAUUAAUGAUACUAAAACAUUGAAUUGAAUUUUACUUUACCUCUCAGGCUCUCAACUACUUUUGUUCUUGCUUAAAUUGAAGUACAAAUACUACAAUACAAUGAUAAUAAUAAUACAAUUUUAAUACAAUAAAUAGCUUAACGAUACUUGCUGACAUAAAUUUGGGUAAAACCUUUGUUUUAUAGCCAAAUUGAUUAAUUAUAUACCUACUGACAUAGCUUUGAUGUAUAGCUUAUUAGCUUAAUGAUACUUGCUGACAUAACUAUGCCUAAUAGCUAAAUAGCGUAAAGAUACUUACAGAUAUAACUGUGUUUAAUAGCUAAAUAUUUUAAUGAUACUGGCUGAUAUAACAGUGUUUUAAACCUAAAUUGCUUAAUGCUGACAUAAUUGUGUUUUAUAGCUUUAAUGAUAAUCACUGAGAUAACAUAGUUUUAUAGCUUGUUAGUUAUAGGCUAAUGUUAGAUAUUGUCAUAAUUGUGUGUAAUAGCAUAAUAGCUAAAUAGUUCAACCUGAUAUAUAACUUUAUUUUAUAGCAAACUAGAUUUAAUUAUACUUACUGACAAAGCUGUGUAUUAAAGCUAUAGUAGGUUAAUGAUACUACUGACAUAGCUAUGUCUAAAAGAUA